UGCACAACACGCACCGCUUUUUGUACUCUGAUCUCUCCCAUCUUGUGCGCCCUUCGCGUUUCGCGCCCAGAGUGCUCUUUGCUUACGUUCACGUCCGUUGCCUUGCACCCACCCACCCCUCGACGGGAAACAAGAAAGAGAAGGAAGAAAAAAAAGCUCGUCUGCCGGCCAUGGAGAGCUCCUCCUCGUCUCUGCUGCUGAGCUCGUAUACCGGCGGCAACAAGAGGGCCAGGGAGGCCGACCUGGACGCGGCCUCGUCCGCCGAGGCGGAGGCCGCCAAGAGGAUGCGGCCCGAGGACCUGCUGGACCUGCUCGACGACGACGCCGACGCCGCGGCGGCCGGCGACCUGGCCUCCGUCAUGCGCAGCCUGGAGGAGGAGAUAUGCGCCGGCGACCUGGCCCCGCCGCAGCCCGAGCUGGGCUUCCUGCUCGAGGCCUCGGACGACGAGCUCGGCCUGCCGCCGGCGGCGGCCGCGGCGUCCUCCUCGUCGGACGACGCCGGGGGCUGGGAGCCGGAGGAGCCCGCCGGCGUCUUCGGGGAGCAGAUCUGGGGCUUCGAGGACGAGAUUGAUGGGGCCUACGCCUUCGGCGGCGUCGCCUCCUCGCCGGAGGCGGCAGCGGCUGCCGCCGCGGCCGCGGCCGAGUGGGGCGACGACGGCUUCGACGCCGGCCUGUUCGGGUUCGGCGACGAGUCCUUCGGGCCGUCCGAUCUCGCCGUGCUCCGCCAGGAGACCAUGCCGGCCGUUUGAUCAGUCGGCGUCAGUGGACGGACGGAUGGAUGGAUGGAUUAGCAUUUUCUUUUUUACCUUUGGCUAACCUUAGCGUUACCCUUUUUUUAACCUUUGGGGAUGUAAAGUUUCUAGAUGAAAAACUGUGGGGAAGAAACCUGGAAAAUGUGUUGCCUCCAAUGAAUGAUGUAGAGAGAAAAAAAAGUCAUCUGAAAAAAAAAAUCUCUCAAGGAUUCCAGAAGAAAUUGCAUCAAAUAUUUAUGUUCU
This is a messenger RNA of Triticum dicoccoides, 995 nucleotides long. RefSeq lists its product as uncharacterized. Lineage: Eukaryota; Viridiplantae; Streptophyta; Magnoliopsida; Poales; Poaceae. Bases 171 to 749 code for a protein of 192 amino acids. The record is from RefSeq and is a predicted model, not a curated record. The transcript has a single exon.